CUCCCAGGCGGCGCGGUGAGCAGGGUUCUGCCGUCCGCCCUGCGCCAUCGCGCUCGCUGCCUCGGUGCCGCCGUCAUGUCCACCGCCAUGAACUUCGGGACUAAGAGCUUCCAGCCGCGGCCCCCGGACAAAGGCAGCUUCCCGCUGGACCACUUCGGCGAAUGUAAAAAUUUUAAAGAAAAAUUCAUGAAGUGUCUCCGUGACAAUAACUUUGAAAACGCUUUGUGCAGAAAUGAAUCAAAACAGUAUUUAGAGUGCAGAAUGGAGAGGCAACUGAUGGCCCCAGAACCUCUGGAGAAGCUGGGCUUCAGAGAUCUGAUGGAUGGAAAGUCGGAGGCAAAGGACAAUUUUUGAUGAGAAGGCUACCACAGGGCCAUAUCCACAGCCAGCUGGAGCAGAGGCCUGCCUCACUGCCCACAAGUUCAGGGGCCCUGAGACCUGCCCCACACGGGGCCUCUGCAGGGCACCCCUCAAACUGCAGUGCCCACGUCAUCCUCUGCCAGCCUUGUUUUCCCUCAAGAAAGUGGUUUAUUCUUAUAUCAGUGUGUGUCACAGGGUCUGUGGGGGCCUGGUGGCAGGAGGCAAGCAUGCCAACAUGCUAUCCCACCCAGUGUGGCUGUCACACCACAGAGCCCGGACAGCUUUCCACACUGACUUAGUCACAGACUGGACUCUUCACACUAGACCUGUCAGUGUAACUAUGCCCACCUUUUCUAAUCACGGCCAUGUACUAGCUGGGUUCCCUUUCUCUUUUUUUGUCUUUUCUUUUUAAACAAAACUGGAAUACAAAAUAGAAAUUGAGGAACUAUUUGA
Nannospalax galili (Upper Galilee mountains blind mole rat) is the source of this 813-nucleotide messenger RNA. Its product is annotated as cytochrome c oxidase assembly protein COX19. Bases 76 to 354 code for a protein of 92 amino acids. Gene Ontology annotation, cellular component: mitochondrial intermembrane space. The record is from RefSeq and is a predicted model, not a curated record. NCBI's taxonomy places the organism in Eukaryota, Metazoa, Chordata, Mammalia, Rodentia, Spalacidae. Gene Ontology annotation, biological process: mitochondrial respiratory chain complex IV assembly. The transcript has 3 exons.